AUGCAAGUUGCAACCAAACGAGCGCUGAAUACGGUGCUACGGAACUCAAGGACUUCAACAAGCUUACUUCGUCGCUCUGCCACUUCUCGAGUACCCAAUAGUUCAGCAUACGUUUGUUAUCGAUGCAGUUAUCUACAUUUAUCUGCUAGGCUGCGGACACAGGUGCCUUCGGCUGGUUCGGAAACCGCUGCGACAGCUGAGUCCAGAACACCUUCGUCAUCAAAGGACGUUGAAGCAGCUUCGCAAGCAGCUUCAUCGCCGUCGCGGGGGAACGAGGAUUCUACGGCUGCAGACGACACAAGAUCCGUAUCCGAUGCAGAAGUUUCAAUCCCUUCUGAGGUCUUAUCAGCUAUACGGCCGACAACUACGGGUGGCGAACCAUCAGACCCUGAACAACCCGAUAAGCGACCUUCGACACGAACGUCAGCCGCGAAGUUAAAGUCCACGAGGAAAUCUACACGCCCGAAGGAGGAACCGUUACCGAAAAUCGACUUGCCGGAAUGGUUCCUGGAACGUGCUGUUUUCCUACCCGAGGAAUUGGCGGCUAGGGAGUCAAGGCUUGAUGUGUCUGAUCGGUAUGGAAGCGAGGUGCCGUUAGACGAAGAAAGGGGUAGUGCUAGUGAAGAUGGAAAGAGUAGUGGGGAUAGCGUAGAGGGAUCCGGUGGUGGACCGAGCAAAGAGACGGAUGUGGAGAUUGAGCUUUUGGAAGCAGGACGAAAAGCUGAAGCAGCUGCAAGUCGUGAAGCUCCCCUACUGACGGAAGAGGGAACCGCAGAGGCCGACAAAAUACUCGACGAUGCAGAUACUAAAGCAGAGUCUCCCGAGAAACCAGAUCCUGAAUCGCCAUCCUCAUCGUCUACCCCGCUAUCCGACCCCGCUUCAGACCCAACAACUACCCCUCCCAACGCUAGUUCCGAUCCUACCAAAUCUGACAUUGCUUUCUUUACACCAUCUCUUAUCCUUGACACGAAAUACGGUCUUUCACCCGCCGUGUGGUCCGAAAUAUGGUCAAUUGCUAAAGCUACACUUACUCUUCCAAAGCCGGCCUUCAACCAAGCAAAAGUUGCUAGAACGGUCGAUUGCAUCUUGUUAUUUCCCCAAACACCUGAGACGAAUGGUACAUACUUUCUGGACGCCGUAUCAGAGGAUUUGGCACAGCAGUUGGGGGCUACAUUGAUACGGAUUGAUGCGGAAGAUGUCGCCGAGAUUGCUGGGGAUUAUGUUGAGACUUCAGCUACUGGGAAAGCUCCUAUCACAGUGCCUACACCCCUACCAUCCGCUGAACUUCGUACGCUUGGUUAUGAUGCUCAGUUCAUUCACCCCAAUAAUCGUCCACGAACCGAAGAAGAGGAGGUGGAGGAGGAGGAGGUUGAGGAAGCAGAAGAAGCCGAAGUAGUCGAAACUGAUGAAAACGCCCCCGCAGACUUUGAGGACUCCCCUCGGCCGUUCAGGGCUGAGGCCCCAAAUUUCAUGGGUAUCCCGAUAUCAUUUAUCCGCAAGUUCACAUUACCCGGUGGAGUUAUUAGCCUUGCCGCUGGUAUUGGUGGUAAGGAACCAGAUGAAGGGUUAUCUGCAUCAUCUUUUGGGUUCCCAAUUGGGUCGCCUCCAGGUGGUGCAGCGGUGGAUGUUCACCCGAGGCUACAGGCAGUAUUGGAGUUAAUGCUCGACUCGGGAAUCAAGAAACGGGAAGUGAUAGAGAAGAUUCCGAAAGGUUCUGCUACAUUGGAUUCAGAGACUCAAACACCGCAGCCAAAUCGGACGAUCGUGCAGGUUAGAGAUUUUAAGGAAUUGCAGUCGGUUCCCGAAGGGAGGACCUUCCUCAACAUCCUACGAAAACUAGUUUAUGAACGACGUCUGGAAGGCCGGGAGAUUAUGAUUUUGGGUAACAGCGCGACUGUCAGCCACGGAUUGGACUUGAACUCUUCGUAUUUGACGGUACUACAGGGUUCUUCGAACGCUGCUGCUUCGAUUGGGAUACUAGAGCGCACAAUCGUGGUUCCUCCGCAACCAUGGGACGCCACACGAGAUAUGUUGGAACGAGAUCGAAAGGCGCGAAUACGUGAGAUUAAUAUGCGACAUCUUAAAGCUAUGAUUACGCGUAGGAGUGGAGACGAUGGACAUGCUGUGACGUUAGAGGUUCCGAAGGAUUGGCAUUUUGAGAAUCUACCUAAGGUGGAAAAUAUCAGCGAUUGGAUAUGGGAUUUGGAUGCCGUACAUCGGUUAACCCUCACGAUUCUGGGGAGCGUGCCGGGGCCUGGGGAGAAGGAGGUUGGGCCGAGGGUUAUUGGACCCGGAGAUGUGGCUAGCGCAAUUCAGACCAUUAAGAGGAGCGAUAAGGCGAAGGUUGCAUGGUCGACUGCUGAGGCAAAGUACGCCGAGGAGAGGGAAGCGGCCGAAGAAGAAGAGCCGUCGCCCGAAGAAGAAAGGGCGGCGAAACUUAGAAAGCUGAAGGGGAAAUGCAACAAGCAUGAGAAGAGGUUAUUGGGUGGUGUAAUUGAUCCAAGUGGUAUUUCGACUGGGUUUGAUCAAGUUCGCGCAGCAGUUGAGACGGUGGAUGCGUUAAAGACGCUGACGAGUUUGAGUCUUCUACGGCCGGAUGCUUUUUCGUAUGGUGUCCUGGCACAGGAUAAGAUUCCAGGUGUGCUUCUGUAUGGCCCACCCGGAACAGGGAAGACGUUGUUGGCAAAAGCAGUAGCAAAGGAGAGCGGGGCGACAGUUUUGGAAGUUAGCGGGAGUGAAGUCUACGACAUGUAUGUUGGUGAAGGCGAGAAGAACGUCAAGGCAAUCUUCAGUUUAGCCAAGAAGUUGAGUCCAUGCGUGGUAUUUAUCGAUGAAGCAGACGCAAUCUUCGGCGCUCGAACGGGGCAUCAUCAGCGGACCUCUCACCGGGAGCUUAUAAAUCAAUUCCUGAAGGAGUGGGAUGGGAUGGCUAAGAUGUCGGCAUUCAUCAUGGUGGCGACAAAUAGGCCAUUCGACCUCGAUGAUGCAGUCUUAAGGCGUCUACCCCGUAGAGUCCUAAUCGACUUGCCAACCGCGGAAGAUCGUCUUGCAAUCUUGAACAUUCACUUGAACGGAGAGACCCUGGAUGCCGACGUCGACUUGAAAUCCAUCUCGUCGGACGAACGGACUAAUCUAUACUCUGGUUCAGACCUGAAAAAUGUCGCUGUGUCUGCCGCCCUUGCAGCAGUUAAAGAAGAAGAUGUCAUAUUCAAAGAAACCGGUGCAUAUCCUGAGAAGCGAACACUCAAAGCUAAGCACUUUGAACAAGCGCUCGGUGAGAUAAGUGCCAGUAUCUCAGAUGAUAUGGGAAGUUUGGGGAUGAUCAGAAAGUUUGAUGAGAAAUACGGAGAUAGGAAGGGCAGGAAGAAGAAGAUUAAUAAAUGGGGUUUUGGAGGAGUUGUUGGGGAGGAAAGUGUGAAGGAGAAGGGAACUGGGAGGGUAAGGAAUUAG
Molecule: messenger RNA, 3450 nt
Organism: Orbilia oligospora ATCC 24927
Lineage: Eukaryota; Fungi; Ascomycota; Orbiliomycetes; Orbiliales; Orbiliaceae
Exons: 4
Coding region: 1-3450 (1149 amino acids)
Cellular component (GO): mitochondrial outer membrane
Molecular function (GO): ATP hydrolysis activity; ATP binding
Source: RefSeq, a predicted model, not a curated record